Cephus cinctus (wheat stem sawfly) is the source of this 952-nucleotide messenger RNA. RefSeq names its product gonadal protein gdl (gene gdl). Lineage: Eukaryota; Metazoa; Arthropoda; Insecta; Hymenoptera; Cephidae. The record is from RefSeq and is a predicted model, not a curated record. Bases 339 to 863 code for a protein of 174 amino acids. The transcript is spliced from 3 exons.
CCAUAUUGGAAAAUACGACCAAUUACAACCAAUUGCAACGAAGAGAAGCAUCCGACCAACAGCUCACGUUUUUCCAGCUUUUUCCGUCCACGGCACUGACGCCACUCAAGGCCACUGACGCCAGCAAGAAGAACAAUAAGCAGAGGAAGGGAGACAACUCGAACGGUCUGAUUUGCUGUUUAAGCUGGUUUCAGCAGAUUUGAGGUGCGUCGUUGCCGUCUCAUGCCGACUUUAAUAUGUUAUUCAACGAUUUGCCGCACAAGGGGUAGCACGACAGAGCCUUCUAAGCCACAAUUCCGUAAUUGAUUAAACAAGAUUCUAAUUCCUUUCCUAUUGGAAUGGAUACCGCAACUCCUACGCCGCAGGAUCUUCAAAGGAAGCUUUACUUUUUGGUUGAACAGCUUCAACACAUGGCCAGCGAGUUACCGCCUAAGUAUCAAAUGCGACUACCCUACGAACUCCUCUCGGGCCUGGCAAACUCCCUUCUGAACGACACUAUUUUCGAGAUAGUCAAAGGUUUGAUGGAGAUCCAACACGUGACGGAAAAGCAUCUUUUCCAACAACGUUUGCAAUUGCAGAAUCAACAGAAGAUUGAGAUUCAAGAGGCUCUGAAUAGAGCCUCUACAGAGCAGGAAAAGAUGAGGGCUAAGAGUGCCCUCCGAAUAAAACACAGAGAUGAAUUAAAGCAAACUGAUAUGAAAUUGGUGUUACAAUUGGAUCAGAAAGUCUCCGACCAACAGGGCAUAUUGGAAAAGGCUGGGGUUCCUGGAUUUUACGUGACAAAUAAUCCAAUGGAAAUUCAAGUCCAAAUGAGACUUUGUGAUUUCAUAAUUCGACUAAGUAAAAUGGAAGUUCCUCGUUAAUCGAUUGGAAGUGCAAAUUUGGAAUUGUUUGUGACAUUUGUACAUUUUUCAUUUAUUAACAGAAUCAAAUACAAUUUUUCAGUAACAAA